AUGACUAUUGAGAAGGAAGUCAGUUCUGUUGCCGAAAAUCAGUUUUAUGAUGAUGUGACAAUGUUAGUUUGGGUUCAAUUAGUUUGUUCAGUUAUGGUCUGCUAUGUGCAUAUGCGGGGUGAAAUGCUUGAUGACAGGGUUGCAACAUUAUUGAUGUGCAUAUGCGUGGACUGGCUGGCUACAAUGUCUUCUAUGAUGCUUGUUUCUGCAGGUUUUGUGUGGUGCUGCAGUAGGAUAGCCAUGGCUUGUUUCUGCAGGUUUUGUGUGUCUGAAAAUAAUCCAUUGAUGGCGAUGCCUAUAGCAAAUCCAUCUCAAACUAUUGAUUUGGACAAACAUGAAGAUGGUAAUGUUCAAAAGAAAAAGAAAAGGAAAGUUGGAGAAGGUUGUGAUUCUAAUGCUAAUGAUUCUAAUGAUGGAGAUUCAGGUAAACAAAAACCUUGUAGGCCUAAAUCUUGGGUUUGGGAUCAUUUUACAAGAGACACUUUGGGUACUCGUGCUAAGUGUAAUUGGUGUACGAAGUCGUAUGCUGCUGAUUCACACAAAAAUGGAACCACCAAUUUAAAUAACCAUUUGUUGCAUCAAUGUAAAAAUAUUCCCAAGAGUGUUCUUGAUCCUACUCAAACCACUCUUAGCCUUCAAGAAGGCGGUAAAGCAACUAGUAAUAAUACACUUGUUGGUAUCCAUUUUGAUGUUGAAUUAUGUAGACAAGCUUUAGCUAGAAUGAUAAUUGUGGAUGAGUUGUCUUUUUCGUUUGUUGAAAAUGAAGGAUUUCGUUAUUUUAUGAGUGUUACACAACCUAGGCUCCCACUUCCGGGAAGGAUUUCAAUUAUUGAAAAGUGUUUGGAGGGUUGGAUGAUAGAUAAGGUUUUCACCAUCACAAUUGAUAAUGCUGCUUCAAAUGAUGUUGUGAGGCAAACAUUAAACAAAAUGUUUGAAAGCUAUAGUCUUUUCUUAAAUUUUGACAUCUUGAAUUGGUGGAAGGUAAAUUCCACCAAAUACCCUACUCUUGGUAUAAUGGCUAGAGAUAUCUUGGCUAUGCCAAUAUCUACUGUUGCUUCGGAGUCUGCUUUUAGCACCGGGGGUAGAGUUCUUAGUUGUUAUAGGAGCUCUCUUACACCAAACACUGUUGAAGCUUUGAUAUGUGCACAAAAUUGGUUAAGAUCUUCCCCUUUGAAAGUGGAUAUUGAAGAGCACUUGGAAGACUUGGAGAAGCUCGAACAAGAAAUGGCUCCGAUCCCGCAACUAAAUGAAGGAUUUUCUGAUAUUGAAUCUGAUUAG
Molecule: messenger RNA, 1278 nt
Organism: Lathyrus oleraceus (garden pea)
Lineage: Eukaryota; Viridiplantae; Streptophyta; Magnoliopsida; Fabales; Fabaceae
Exons: 9
Coding region: 1-1278 (425 amino acids)
Molecular function (GO): DNA binding; protein dimerization activity
Source: RefSeq, a predicted model, not a curated record